CACUAACAACAGCAGAAACUGGCGUGUAUCCUCAACUGUGUUAUUUCUUAACAUACUUCUCUUCUAAUGGUGUUCCUCGUUAAAAGGCCGUUUUGGGGGGCUUUGCGUUGACAUCCCCAAUUGAAACUUCUAUGUCGGUGCUACCGGUUCGUUAACAUGUCUACGCCGUUGCAGGACGAAAGCUCGACUCAGCUCAAUAAGUUUGAGAAAUUGUCAUGGAGGCCCUCGGGUAGAGAUUCAGGCUUCAAGAUGCGGGCUCGCUGGCUUCAGGCUCGACGCAUCUUAUCCCCCGCGUUCCCCAGCCUUCGCAUCCCGAACCGGUUUCUAAGGGAAGGACCCUGGGUGCCCGCGGCCCGUAGCGGACACCGCUGUGUAGCAGACAGCACCCACCUAUACGUGUUUGGCGGCUACAACCCGGACUUCGGGGAGGCAGGCGGGGCAGAAAAUGAAGAUUUUCCUCUCUUCAGGGAGUUAUGGAGGUUUCAUUUCGCUACCGCCACCUGGCACCGUGUUCAGACAGAGGGUUACAUUCCCACAGAACUCGCUUCCAUGUCAGCCGUCUUUCAUGGGAAUAACCUGCUGGUGUUUGGUGGCACGGGCAUUCCGUUCGGUGAAAACAACGGCAAUGACGUCCACGUUUGCAACGUUAAAUACAAACAAUGGAAUCUGCUUGUCUGCAAAGGAACAAAGCCCAACAAAAUCUACGGGCAGGCAAUGGUCAUAAUAAAUGGCUACCUGUACGUUUUUGGAGGGACGACUGGCUACUUUUACAGCACAGACCUGCACAGGCUAGAUCUGACUACCAAAGAGUGGUGCCACCUUAAGCCCAACAAUGUCCCCACAGAUCUACCGGAAGAAAGGUACCGACAUGAACUAGCUCAUGAUGGACAGAGGAUAUACAUUCUGGGAGGCGGGACUUCCUGGUCAUCGUAUUGCCUGGACAAGAUUCACGCAUAUAACCUGGAGACAAAUUACUGGGAGGAAAUAGUAACCAAACCCCAUGGAAAGCUAGGUUAUCCUGCUGCACGUCGCUGUCACAGUUGUGUACAGGUUAAAGAUGAGGUGUUUAUAUGUGGCGGCUACGACGGGCAGCUGAUCAUGGCCGACUUGUGGAAGCUCCACCUUGGCACUUUUCAGUGGACCAAGCUACCUGCCGUAAUGCCAGAGCCCGCCUACUUCCACUGCGCCGCUGUCACGCCUGGGGGCUGCAUGUACAUCCACGGCGGGGUGGUGAACAUGUCCGGUAAUCGACGUACAGCCUCGUUGUAUAAAGUGUGGCUGGUGGUGCCCAGCCUGCUAGAGCUUGCAUGGGAGAAACUACUGAAGACUCUGCCUCACUUAGCUCAGCUCUCCACAUUACAGCUGCUCAGUCUGGGACUGCCGCACACACUCAUCCAGCGGCUAAAGUAGGGAAAGCACUAACCGCUCCAUGAUUGGACAGACGAAGGCAAGCAUUGCAUGUUGAACCAUAGGGGUUAAAAAAAAUAAUACAACAUUAUUUGGUUUUAACCUUGUCUUCUGGAUUUCAACCCGAUCUGGUUUCUUUUAACAUUUUGUGAAAGUGUACAGACGAGGGAUAAUUUUAAUUUGGUCGACCACAUGCGAUUUUAUGGCCUUAUUAAUAACUGUUUGCACACUGCACUCAAAAUAAGGAAACUCAUUUUUUUGUUUCGAACAGGUCCAUUUGUUUGUAUAUUGUUCAUUUUUGUGUUGGAACAACAAAGUGCAAGAGCAUGGAUCUGUCUGACUAAAUUAGAAUGUUUAGUUUGAGUGUAUUACACAGCUAUUUUUCCAAAUGUAUAUUUAUGAUUUUAUUUUAUUUUAAUGGCAUCACUGUGACUUUCCUAGUGCCUAGUCUUUUUUUUUAAUUUUUUUUUUAACACUUUCCCCCCAGCUCUUUUGGUGCCUUUUGGAUGUUCAAAUUCCUUUUUACGAUCGACUCGGUGCUUGUUGAGUACAGGAUACACUUCUAAGUGACUAAGUUGUUUUAAAUCACUCUGCUGUUUACUAUUAGUGAUGUUUUCUUGUUUUUUGUUUAAACCAAAUUUUGUCUGAAUGUGUAAUAUGAAACUUUCUUUCUAAACUGGUACGGUUUGAAAAGCACAUUUUUACUAAACUUCUGGACACAUUACGCAUUGUUUUUUUUUUUGUUUUGUUUUCCACUAUUGUGUAAAAUGACUGAGAGUCCCCUUCUAUUUGUUCAAAGUUGGACUUGCUCGUGUCCGAGAUGUUUGUAGUUGUGACGUUCGAGAUCUCUACUGCAUGUUGGCAUGUCACUGUACUUUUCACAAAUGUUUCCUUAAAGGCACAUGUGAUGAUGUACAUUUUUUCUAGUUCCUGUUGUGCAAUAAAACUCGGGCAGACUA
Corythoichthys intestinalis (scribbled pipefish) is the source of this 2366-nucleotide messenger RNA. Its product is annotated as kelch domain-containing protein 10-like. Lineage: Eukaryota; Metazoa; Chordata; Actinopteri; Syngnathiformes; Syngnathidae. Gene Ontology annotation, molecular function: protein binding. The record is from RefSeq and is a predicted model, not a curated record. Bases 157 to 1410 code for a protein of 417 amino acids. Gene Ontology annotation, biological process: positive regulation of stress-activated MAPK cascade. The transcript has 10 exons.